UACUCGUAAUCUCCAGUUUAACAUCACUUCUUUGUCUUCUUCUAAGUACCGACUACCGUUGGCCUGUACUAGGAAGCUAAAUGGCGCUAUAUAUGCUGCUCUUAGUUCGGUUCUUCCAACAUUGCCUUCAACUUGUUGAAAUUUCCCGGUACUUCCCCUCCCCUACAGAACGAUGUCCAAAAAGCAUACUGUCCUCAUUACCGGCUGCUCUGAUGGCGGUCUUGGCUCGCACCUUGCCCUCCAAUUUCACGCUGCCGGGUGGCGCGUCAUUGCCACAGCUCGAAAUCUGUCCAAGCUCAAAGAGGCCAAGAAGUCGGGCCUUGAAAUACUCCAUCUCGACACCCUGUCUGACGACUCCAUCCGCAAGUGCGUUGCUGAGGUUAGCGAGCUGACCGGCGGAUCACUUGAUGCGCUGGUCAAUAAUGCGGGCGCUGGAUACUCAAUGCCAGUCAUGGAUAUCGACAUCCAAAAGGGGCGUGAUCUUUUCGAGCUUAAUGUCUGGUCUAUUAUCAGUGUGACGCGGGCAUUCCUUCCACUUCUCAUGCUCUCAACUCGUGAAGGCGGCGCCCUGCUCAUUAACCAUGGCUCUCUUUCUGGAACCAUUGCAGCUACAGGCCCCUUUGCAGGUGUAUACAAUGCUUCCAAGGCAGCAGCAGCUAGCUUCACGGAGAAUCUACGAUUAGAGCUCCAACCGUGGAAUAUUAGAGUCAUCAACUUGCUAACGGGUGCUGUCCGAUCCAAUUUUCACGUCAAUGCGCCACGUCCCGAGUUGCCGCCAAAUUCGCUCUUCAAUAUUGCCAAGGAGAUCGUUGAACAAGCCAUGGAUAACUCAGAUGAUUCUGGUGAUACUGAUCCUGAGACAUGGGCGCGCCAGGUUGUGCAAGAACUCAGCAAACGCAGCCCUGCGUAUUGGAUCUGGCGAGGCAAGUUCUCGACGUUGGUGAGGCUGGGUAACAUUCUCCCAUUGGGGUUCUUCGAUCGCAUAAUGAAGAAAAUGGUAGGGCUGGACAUAAUCGAGAAAAGAGUCCAGCAGCGGCGAUCGACGUCUUGAAAAACAAUAUAGUGAGAGAUGGACAUGAACAUUGAGUUAAAGAGGGAUUAAAAGAUAUUUCUCGCCGGUCCAAACAGCUUACGGUGAAUGGGAUAGGGCAAAGGCUUAUUAUUCUCAGUUAUAUCCUUCGUACCGUGUGGCAAGGCCACUUGAAUACUUCGC
Messenger RNA from Aspergillus neoniger CBS 115656, 1213 nucleotides. Its product is annotated as SDR family oxidoreductase. Bases 173 to 1051 code for a protein of 292 amino acids. NCBI's taxonomy places the organism in Eukaryota, Fungi, Ascomycota, Eurotiomycetes, Eurotiales, Aspergillaceae. Gene Ontology annotation, cellular component: endoplasmic reticulum; lipid droplet. The transcript has a single exon. The record is from RefSeq and is a predicted model, not a curated record. Gene Ontology annotation, molecular function: acylglycerone-phosphate reductase (NADP+) activity; triacylglycerol lipase activity. Gene Ontology annotation, biological process: triglyceride catabolic process; phosphatidic acid biosynthetic process.